Molecule: messenger RNA, 2938 nt
Organism: Cyprinus carpio (common carp)
Lineage: Eukaryota; Metazoa; Chordata; Actinopteri; Cypriniformes; Cyprinidae
Product: cyclin-dependent kinase 11B-like
Biological process (GO): regulation of mitotic cell cycle; protein phosphorylation
Cellular component (GO): nucleus
Molecular function (GO): cyclin-dependent protein serine/threonine kinase activity; ATP binding
Source: RefSeq, a predicted model, not a curated record
UAAACUGGUGCCCAGGCAUUUUCAGCUCAUGUCAGAUAUCGCGAGAGCGCCGCAGCGAGAACCUCCUGACCCGGAUGUGACUGGGCGGAAGGAGGAAGUCAGUAGUUCUUCCGGUGUUGUGAAAACGCGCCGAGUACAUCACGGUGGGAGGUGAUUUGGAGCUGAUGGGGGACGAAAAGGAAACCUGGAAAGUUAAGACAUUAGACGAGAUCCUACAAGAGAAGAAACGCAGACGAGAGCUGGAAGAGAAGAGCGACCCUAAACGCCCAAAGAACGUGAGUAGAUUCAUGAACCACUCUCUGGGGGCAACGGAUGAUCGGGAAUCCAAACGGGACACUCCGGAAGAGCUACGGAGGAUGAAAAUAACGAGGAAUUCACCCUACACACGGGAGACCACAGGAUGGGACUCGACCGAGAGUGAAGGAGAGGAGGACGAGUCUCUGGCCAUCAAACCCCCCCCGCAGCAGAUGACACGCAAAGACAAGUCCUACCACAGAAAAGAGGAGAAGAGGAAGGACAAGAGGAGGCACAGGAGCCACUCUGCAGAAGGAGCAGGGAAACACAUGCGCACAAAAGACAAAGAGAAGGAGCGAGAAGAUGAGAGAAGACCGAGACAGUGGCAGGACGACAACAAAUCACGACGAGAUUACGAACGUCAGAAACGGAGGGAUCAAGCCAGAGAUCACUCCCGCCGAGAGAGGGAUCGUCUGGAGCAGCUGGAGCGCCAGCGGGAGAGAGAGCGCAAACUCCGUGAGCAGCAGCAGAAAGAGCAGAGAGAGCAGCGCGAGCUGAAGGAGAGAGAGAGGAGAGCGGAGGAGCGCCGCAAAGAGAGAGACGCCCGCAGGGACGGUCCUGUGUCCCAUCACAGAGGGGCUGCUGGAGAGGAGUACGCAGAUAAAAGCCGCCCACGGCACCGCAGUCGCAGCCGCAGCCGCAGCCCGGUCCGCCAGCAGAGAGAGACCAGAGCAGAGAGCAGCGAGCAGCGGCGAGCAGUGCGGGAGGGAAAGAUGGAGGAGAAAAAUCCCCUGUCUGACCUUCAGGACAUCAGUGACAGUGAGAGGAAGACCGCCACACCGGAGUCAUCGAUGGGCUCUGGGUCUGAGGAUGAGGAAGGUGAGGAGAAUGAUGAAGAAGAGUCCAGCAGUCAGAGUGAGGGAGAAGAAGAGGGCGAGUCAGGAUCAGAUUCUGUGGGGUCCGAACACAGCGAAGGUGCCAUGAGUGAUGAAGAGCAGUCAGAGGAGGAAGAAGAGGACAGAGGGAAUGGAAACCACGUUCCUCCCAUCCCGGAGUCCCGGUUUGAUCAUGACUCGGAGGUGAGCGCUGAGGAAGAGGAGGAAGAAGAGGGAGCCGAGGAGGCCGGAGACGUCACCCCACAGUCUCCCUCUCAUUCAGCCACACCAGAAGACAACUACAUCCCCGAGUCACCGCCCAUCUCCCCCGUAGAGCUGAAGAAAGAGCUGCCCAAAUACCUGCCGGCUCUGCAGGGCUGCCGGAGCGUGGAGGAGUUCCAGUGCUUGAACCGCAUCGAAGAAGGCACUUACGGCGUCGUCUACCGCGCCAAAGACAAGAAGACGGAUGAAAUCGUGGCCCUGAAACGACUGAAGAUGGAGAAGGAGAAGGAGGGCUUUCCCAUCACGUCCCUCAGAGAGAUCAACACCAUCCUGAAGGCCCAGCACCCCAACAUCGUCACCGUCCGGGAGAUCGUCGUGGGCAGUAAUAUGGAUAAAAUCUACAUCGUGAUGAAUUACGUGGAGCAUGAUCUGAAGAGUCUAAUGGAGACCAUGAAACAGCCCUUCCUGCCCGGUGAAGUCAAGACGCUGAUGAUCCAGCUGCUGAGAGGCGUGCGUCAUCUCCAUGACAACUGGAUCCUUCACCGUGACCUGAAGACCUCCAACCUGCUGCUGAGCCACAAGGGCAUUCUGAAGAUCGGAGACUUCGGUUUGGCUCGGGAGUACGGCUCUCCGCUCAAGCCCUACACUCCCGUGGUGGUCACACUGUGGUACCGCUCACCGGAUCUGCUGCUGGGGGCAAAGGAAUACUCCACAGCUGUGGACAUGUGGUCGGUCGGCUGUAUAUUUGGAGAACUGCUCACGCAGAAACCUUUAUUCCCUGGCAAAUCUGAGAUCGAUCAAAUCAACAAAGUUUUCAAGGACUUGGGCUCUCCCAGUGAGAAGAUCUGGCCGGGAUACAGCGAGCUGCCUGCGGUGAAGAAGAUGACUUUCACAGAAUAUCCUUACAAUAACCUGCGCAAGCGCUUCGGAGCGCUGCUGUCUGACCAGGGCUUUGACCUCAUGAACAAAUUUCUGACGUACUGCCCUGCCAAGAGGAUCAGUGCCGAUGAGGCACUUAAACACGAGUAUUUCCGGGAGUCGCCGCUCCCCAUCGAGCCCUCCAUGUUCCCCACAUGGCCAGCCAAGAGCGAACAGCAGCGGGUGAAGAGAGGAACCAGCCCACGGCCGCCGGAGGGAGGACAGGACUUCAGCCAGCUGGGCGAUGAUGAUCUUAAAGAUACUGGUUUCCAUUUGACCACUGCUAACCAGGGCGCCUCCAAAGCCGGUCCGGGAUUCAGCUUGAAGUUCUGAGCUCCAGCGGCCAGCAGGCUUUCUUUGUGUAUGUCUGACACGAUGCUGAGACUCAUUUAGAGAACGAGCGUCAGAGAGCAGGACUGGACUUCACUGAGACACAGACUCUGGAGAGCCAUUUAGUUUUUUCAAGCACCGAGGACCUCCGUGAAGCUCAAGUGCUUUGAGUUCCUCAUGUUUUUCUGACAUAUAAUGUGUUGGUUGGUUCUGCUCGGUUUGAAAACAAGCAGCAGAUCAGCAUUUUCAGACAUCUUUUAUUUUUUUCUCUUCGUCUGCAGUUGUAGCUGGGAAUAGGAUGUUGAAAAUCCAUUUUUGUGACAAAUAUGAAUAUUAAAUAAAAAUACAUUCAUACCAUA